Trichophyton benhamiae CBS 112371 is the source of this 213-nucleotide messenger RNA. RefSeq lists its product as uncharacterized. Bases 1 to 213 code for a protein of 70 amino acids. The record is from RefSeq and is a predicted model, not a curated record. Lineage: Eukaryota; Fungi; Ascomycota; Eurotiomycetes; Onygenales; Arthrodermataceae. The transcript has 2 exons.
AUGAUAUACGGAGUACGGGCUCUCAUUCUCCAGCUGGCAGAAGAAUACCUAACAGCAGAGCAGGAAGAGGAAGAGGAAGAGAUGAAUGCUGCCGCCCAAGCCGAUAUCAAAUGGCUAUCAAUACAUUCCCGUCAUACUCCGAGUUUCUUUUUCCGCUCGAUAUCACCAGACGCCAGUGCAGCACAGCAGCAUCAAGACGCCCCAAAAGGGUAA